AUGACGGUUUACAUAGCGUCCUUGUUUCUCCCGUAUACAGUUAGCUUUCGUCCCCCAGACUCCCCUCCAACCCCUCCGCCAGAGACUGUACCGAAAAAUCAGGUUCCCGACACUGUUUCGGCUCCUCCCACCCCUGCAGUUAGCUUGUUUGAGAGGCGAAAGGAGGCUCCCAAUUCUGAAUACCCAUUCCCCAGAACUGGCAAUUCUUACAACUAUGAAGAUUUGAGAGAAAGCGAAGCCCACUCUCCGGCAUGGGGUGCCAGGACCGCACUGAACCAGCCAAAGCCGCAGUCGGCGUUUCUAGCAUCCCCAUCAAUUCUCAGGCAUCAGGAGCCGCUGGCUUCUUCAACAGAGAGCCCCCCGCCGAAAGUAGACGGACCGGCAUCGCAACCACCGGUCAGGCACUUAAGGAAACCGUCUGUUCGCUCCCAUAAUCGGAAACCUUCGUUCUCCGAAACUGAGUGGAAAAUCACAACAGCUGAGCAGGGUAAUGGUGGCUUGCGCAAUGCCGUGCGGGCCGCAGCGGAGAGCGGGCAGUUGGAAGACAAGGUGUGGGUGGGCACGUUGGGUAUGCCGACCGAUGCCUUAACGGCAUCUACCAAAUCGAUGAUCUCCGAGAAAUUAGAAAGCGAAUACGAUUGCCUGACGGUUGACGUUAGCGACGGCGAUUUUGACGGUCAUUAUACACAUCUCUGCAAGACGAUUCUCUGGCCGGUAUUCCACUACCAAAUACCUGAUAACCCUAAAAGUAAAGCCUACGAGGACCAUUCAUGGGUUUACUACGUCAAACUCAACCAGGCCUUUGCGGAGAGAAUUGCCCGAAACUGGAGGCGAGGAGAUACAGUCUGGGUUCAAGACUAUCACCUGCUUCUUGUCCCAGCGAUGUUACGGAAACUCCUCCCGGACGCGCAGAUCGGUUUCUUCCUACAUGUUGCGUUUCCAUCGUCAGAAGUAUUUCGGUGCAUUGCACCCCGCAAGGAGCUCCUCGACGGAAUGCUUGGAGCAAACCUUAUUGGCUUCCAGACAGAGGAAUACUGUCGACAUUUCCUCCAGACUUGUAGCCGAAUUCUUAGUGUUGAAGCCACGAAUGAUGGCAUUCAGUUGGAAGAUCGAUUUGUGAACGUGGCCAAAUUCCCAAUAGGUAUCGAUCCACUCUCGUGGGAUAAACGUCGUAAAGCAGCAGAUGUCGAACAGUGGGUCAAGACGAUAUCUGAUCGCUAUGCGGGGAAGAGGCUUAUCGUCGCCCGCGACAAGAUUGACGGGGUGCGUGGUAUCCGGCAGAAGCUCUUGAGCUACGAACUCUUCCUCAAUACCCACCCUGAAUGGCGCGAAAAGGUGGUCUUGGUUCAAGUCGCUACUAGCACGACCGAACAACCGGAGCUUGAAGCCAUGAUCUCAGAUAUCGUCAUGCGGAUAAAUUCAACACAUUCUACGCUUGCCCACCAGCCGCUCGUUUUCCUUAAGCAAGAUCUUGCCUUCCCGCAAUACCUCGCUUUGAUAUCCGUGGCGGAUGCGAUGAUGAUUACCAGUCUGCGUGAAGGUAUGAAUCUCACAAGCCACGAAUUCGUCUAUUGUCAGGAUGGGAAGUACGGCUCCCAGCGAUACGGAUCCCUGAUUCUCAGUGAGUUUACCGGGAGCGCAUCCGUAUUCGGCAACCAUGCAUUACUCGUUAACCCGUGGGACUAUCGCCAAUGUGCGGAUGCUAUCCUUACGGCUCUUACGCGCAGCGAGGAAGAACGCCAGCAGGUGUGGAAGCAACUUCACCAAGCGGUGCUUCAGAAUUCGACCUCCAACUGGGUGAAGUCGUUCAGCGAAACAUUAACUCGCGUCUGGCAUGAGCAAUCAUCUCGCGAAAUCAUGGCCGUUCCUCGACUUCCGAUGAAUAAGCUUGAAGAAAGGUACCGACAGUCAAAGCGGCGGCUCAUAAUCUUAGAUUACGAGGGAACAUUGGCGUCUUGGGGAUCUCCCAGGAGCAUUAUAGUUACAACACCACAGCGAGCUAUCACGACACUGGCGGACCUGACCGAGGACCCGAAGAAUGUGGUGUACGUGAUGAGUGCGCGUAUGCCCGAAGAGCUAGAGCGACUCUUCCGAAUGGUGUUCGGACUGGGUCUCAUCGCAGAGAACGGGUGCUUCGUUCGCGAGCCAUUCUCGGAGACGUGGUUGAAGCUGAUGAACCAAGCGCGGACCGACGCUUGGAAGACGGCUGUAAAUCAGAUCCUUGAGUAUUACCAACAGCGCGCAGAAGGAAGCUGGACCGAACAGCGCCACUGCUCGCUCGUCUUUCACUACGACGCGGCCGAGGAUCGCCCAGCAGCGGCUCGUUUGGCUUCAGAGUGUGCGGACCACAUCAACGAUGCAUGCGCCAACCAAGGUGUGCAUGCUCUUCUGGUUGAUGGCGUACUGGUGGUUGAAGCAAAGAACACAAACAAGGCCUCAGCAGCAGAAGUAGCCUGGCGGUCUUGCUUGAACCAGACGGGCGGUGAUGGCCGGCCGGACUUCUUGCUUGCUAUUGGCGAUAGUCGUGAUGACGAGCCGGUGUUCCGGUGGGCGAACAAACUGGAGUGCGCGCAUGCGGUCAGCUAUGCGAUGACGGUUACGCUAGGGUCGAGGAGCACCGAAGCGCGAGCGACCCUGACACAGGGAGUUGCUGGUGUUUUGACAUCUCUAGAGAAACUGGCGAAAACGUCGACUGAUCAAGGCGUUCCAACGUAG
Aspergillus puulaauensis is the source of this 2715-nucleotide messenger RNA. RefSeq names its product putative alpha,alpha-trehalose phosphate synthase subunit TPS3. The record is from RefSeq and is a predicted model, not a curated record. Bases 1 to 2715 code for a protein of 904 amino acids. Gene Ontology annotation, cellular component: alpha,alpha-trehalose-phosphate synthase complex (UDP-forming); cytosol. NCBI's taxonomy places the organism in Eukaryota, Fungi, Ascomycota, Eurotiomycetes, Eurotiales, Aspergillaceae. Gene Ontology annotation, molecular function: catalytic activity. Gene Ontology annotation, biological process: trehalose biosynthetic process. The transcript is spliced from 4 exons.